CAGGGGGAUGAUGGGUGGAGGGGAGGGCCGGGCUGCUGAACUAUAAAGAUAGGUCAAAUCAAAUAGUAUCACCUCGGGACGGAGCAAGCGGCAAGCUAGAGAGCGUCCCUAAGCCAUGGUCCCUACCGGCCGCGGCUCAGCCUGGGUCCCUCUGCUCUCAACCCGAGUGCCCGAAGCAGGCUUUGGUUUCAUGUCAGCAGCCCUCAUCUGCCUUCCAAAAAUAAGCCCCUGCCGCCAUGCUGAGGGGAGAAAAACAAGAAGGGCGGUAUUUUUAGGGCCAUUAAUUCUGACCACGUGCCUGAGAGGCAAGGUGGAUGGCCCUGGGACAGAGGCUGUUCAUCACUAUGUCCCGGGGAGCAGGACGUCUUCAGGGCACGCUGCAGGCUCUCGUCUUCCUAGGCGUCCUAGUGGGCAUGGUGGUGCCCUCGCCUGCAGGCACCCGCGCCAACAGUACGCUGCUGGACUCGAGAGGCUGGGGCACCCUGCUAUCCAGGUCUCGAGCUGGGCUUGCUGGAGAGAUCGCCGGGGUGAACUGGGAAAGCGGCUAUUUGGUGGGAAUCAAGCGGCAGCGGAGACUCUACUGCAACGUGGGCAUCGGCUUUCACCUCCAGGUGUCCCCCGACGGCAGAAUCAGUGGAACCCACGAGGAGAACCCCUACAGCCUGCUGGAAAUUUCCACAGUGGAGCGAGGUGUGGUGAGUCUCUUUGGAGUGAAAAGUGCACUCUUCGUUGCCAUGAACAGUAAAGGAAGAUUGUACACAACGCCCAGCUUCCAAGAGGAAUGCAAGUUCAGAGAAACCCUCCUGCCCAACAACUACAACGCCUAUGAGUCAGACUUGUACCGAGGGACCUACAUCGCCCUGAGCAAAUAUGGACGUGUAAAGCGGGGCAGCAAGGUGUCUCCAAUCAUGACUGUCACUCACUUUCUUCCCAGGAUCUAAGGACCCAUGAACAGGGGCUCACAGGUUGACAGCUAUAUAUCUAUUCUAUGGGAAUUUUGCACAAGUGAACGGUUCCCUCUUGUUCCCCAUGACUUCUGAAUCAGGAUUAUCUUGUGCCUGGGGAGACCUGGGUUUGUUUUCCUUGGCUACUUGAUCCCAUGGCUCUGAACUCACCCAAGUGAGGUGUGGCCACGAGCAUCUUAGACUAGUGAUGAAGCCUGUGCUUUGACCUCACCUGAGAAGAGAAGGUAGAGAUGACACCUGUGGAAUGUGACUAUGGGCACAGGAAAGGGCCAGGGUGGGAGUAUGUGUGUGUCCACGUAGAUCCAUCCAUCUCUGUAUAUAUUCUCAGAGCAAAAGUAUUUCAGAGCAUCGAGUUUCUUUCCCCUGGCCUCAUCGCUGCAGGAAUCUGCCUGCAAGAAUGUCACCUGUCAAGCCAGAAGGAUUGAUCUGCUCCCAUUCUGCCUCUUUCCAAUCACCUUUUCAUUCAGAGGCCGCUGACGGCACAGGCGACACGGGUGGUUGGGAGCAGCUGUCCUCCGAGUGCAAAGAGGGCAGGACAAGAGGGUGUGAACUUUCAAUGCCAACCAGGAAAAGAGUGGUCAGAUGCCCCGAGCUUCAUGCCUGUGGGGGGUUCUAGGGAAACUGGGAUGCAUCAUCAAAGCCACGGGGUAGAAGGGGGUCACCUUCUUGGAAGAAAGUGGCAGAGCAGUGCCCAGGGCAAUUGAACAAGGUCCACUGGAGGCAUCAGGAGGAACUGAGUGUUCUGUGGAGAGCUGUUCUGCCUGGAGGACUUCAUGCUGUGUGUGCUCCAAGAACAAGUAAGGGCCAGGCUGCCUGCCCGUGACUUUUCCUCACUUUGAACCAGGUCUUAUUUUAACCUCAGAUGACAAGGAUCCUAAUAAUGGCAACCUCUUUGGCAAGGAAGGGGAUGCAAAAUAGGGCAUGAAGGAAGUAGAGAGGCUUUGGACUACAGAUGAUAAUUCCUCUCCAACCAUGUCCAGGAAACUCACCCAAGUUCUCAUCUGAUACUCUCACUUCCUUCUCAGUCGUCCUCAUCUCGCGUACACGCAGCACCCUGGAUGCAAUAGAAUGGGCCCCAUGACCUCUAGAGUUUGCCCCCUGACUCCCUACAGUAGAAGAGGAGUGCUAAUCCUGGGAGAUCAAGCAGCCAAGCUGAAGUGGCUCCUCGCUGUACCAUGCCUUCUUGCCUCCUGUCCUUUGAGAGUAUUUAAAGCAGAGGUUCCCCGAGUGACUAUAAAUGUGGUCUGCCUGGAGCCUUCAGAUUCCUGAACCAUUGGAAUGUUCCUAAAUCUGAAACCAGAGAGAGCCGUAUCAGAGUGCAAAUAUUUUCGGCAUAUGUGAACCAUCGAGUUACAAAAUGACCUGACACCCUUUGCUACUCUCAGGGGCCCCGGCCUGCAAGACAAUCCCUCAUCUGUUGCAAAUACCUUCAUCUUCAACAUACCUCUCUAUUCGUAGAUGCGUGCAUCUAUAGAUAGAUCGGGGCGAGGGAUUCUGAGUUGAAGAUGGAGGUUGGCAAUCCCAGGGAGAGACACUGUGCUGGCUGCCUCCUCUACUCUGCAAGGAUCAGGGUGGAUGUGUGCUGGGUAAAGAGGUAAAGGCCAUGGCAAGGUGAGCUAAGAUUAACAGACAGUAGUGGCUCAGCAGCAUGUGUGCAUGUAAUCAAGCCUUGGAAAGAAACUAGAAGGAGCUGGAUCUUGGAUCAAGUGGAAGGGAGAGGAAAUCAGUCCAUCUUGACUGUCAUAAUUUUGAAAACACAGGUCUGCUUGGAGGCAGGAGACCACCAACUUGGUUAUUUUUUAAGAGAUCUGAUCCAGUGUAAUCAGUCUCUUUAACAGAGCAUAUCAGAAAUGAAGGCACUAAGGACCUAAGGUGCAUCUGUAUUCCUGAUGGAACUGGGAAUGCAGGAUGGCUGGAUGGAUGUCUAUACCCAUUUUCCAUGCUAGGUGUGAGGAGAGGCCAUGAAAUAUAGGUCCGGCCACUAUGUAGUCAUACCAGCACACUGAUUUUCUGUGACUGACACCAAUUAUGAGAAGGUGGGCAUCCGGUCCAACUGGUACCAGUAUGACCUGCAUCAUACUAGUUUUUAAGUAUUUUGAAUCUUAUCUCUGAAUGUACAGAUGUAUGGUUGAUGCUUUUAGAUUUUUCUCAUGCAAAAUAAUUCACUUAAAGGCUUUCUCUUUUACUUAUAAGGGACUUAGGCUUAAGAAAAGUCCCACCCACAAAAAUUGAUGAAAGGAUAUCAAAGGGCAUUUCAAUCCCUUUUCUCCUGCUACUAUGCACAGAGUGUGGAGAGUUGGUUUGUACCUGGUCAAAUGUCCACUGAGUCCCACACUCAGACUCAGCUGUCAGCCCCAUUGGAUUCAAAAGACUGUGGCAGAUGUUACCAUGGGCAGGGGAAUAGUGAGCCCAACUUUCUCACUGAGGAUGUUCUAAGAAUGAUUUGGAUCAUCCCUCCCCCAAAUCCUGAGCAAAUGGACCUGGUUUAUAGAGUUUUGUAGCUAAUUGGACUCUCUUCUAUCCUGAACCUUCUCUGGCAGCUCCAUGCAAACUUUGGGUUCCAAGAGCCAAGAGGCUGACUUAUACCCUCUCCAAGAGCAAAUGAUAAUGAAGAGAAGAGCAUAUCUACGUACACUUGAAGAUGGACUUCUCAGCUAGGAGGAGGUUAGCUCCGAAGCAAGUAGGGAGUCACAGGACCCUUAUAAAAUCUCCAUCGUCUCCAGGGCAAUGGAUGGACCUCCUAGAAAACCAGAAAAUUCUAAAUGUUUUGUUCAAGUUGUUGAUUAGGUCUGUGUAAUCAUUCAAAGCCUUUUAAUAUCUUUUCUUUUUCCCACUUUCUAAACAUUUUUGGAACUCCCUUGAAAAACUGCAUAUGAUUUUGAAAUUAAUACCUUAUCAUUAUCUUCCACAGCUUUUCCCUCUACCAGCAUGUCCCACAGUACCUCCAACACACACACACACACACACACACACACACACACACACACUCACACAUAUAUUCAAGUCCUUGGUCAGGGCUAUUCUAAUGGCUUAACAAAGACAAAGAACAUUUUUUCUUGUUAUCUGAUUCAGGAUAAAAAUAUUUCUCCUUUUUAGACAUAUAGUCUUCUCCCCACACCAACAAUCCAGGUUUGAAAUCCUCUCCUGUCCCAAGAACUAUCCUGAACAUUUUGAAAUUCUCUUUCCUUGCAGGAUUUGGGCCCUUUUCUAUGCUAAGACCUCAGAUCCUUCAAGUGCUUGCUCUAUGUAAGUCCUGAGGGAAGGAGGACAUGGAAGAGCUUAUGAGCUAUCAUUUCUCUUUCUCCCAGUGUCUGACAUCCAUGGCCUUUGAUGCAUUGUGCCACAGUCACUGGGGCAAAUGUAGCUACCACAUGACUUGUUGGCCCCCAAAACACCAAAUGUCCCCUCUUCCCUUUAUUCUCUUCUACUUUUUAUGUGGACACAAACUAGAAGACCCCUACUUCUCUCUAUCCCUCUGCUUUUCCCCAAAGACUCUGGGCCAGUUGUCACUCAGAAGGUUUUCUCUGCCACUUGCCACUCUCAGUCUGCCCAGUGGGUCUGUGGUAGAUGCUCCUUCCUUCCUUACCCACAGGAACCAGCCACCCCUGUGUCACUGCCCCCAAAGCCCCCAACGAUAGGGAGGUUCAGGACAAGGCCCAAAGGAUCUGUACAAAUACUAUAGUUUGUGCUUACACCUGAGUGGACAAUUCCUCUUCCCAGAGCUGGAGAAGGACGUGAGUAUGCCCCAGUUGGAUCCUGAAUCUAGUGCAGCAUAUGGAUAGCCAACAUAGAACCAUUCUUGUAUACCUCAUUGAACUACUGAAAUUCCAGCCCCAAACAGCUGUGUUUUGAUGUGGUUUUUCUCUUUCUGUACAUCAUUAAGUACCUCAGGCUGGGUCCCGGUGCAAAGCUGUCCUUAAACUUGGGUACAGCGGAUAGGAAAACCCAGAAGCUGUUCAGUCAUGUGCUUGUGAAAUGUGAUGCUUCUAUUUUUUAAUAUGUAUGUGCUAUGCACAAACCAUAUCAUGUUCCAGCAAAAAAGUAAAAGGUCUUUUUAUACGUUUCUCUAAAUUGUUUCACUCCACCCCUCCUAUUAAAACUGACAACAAA
This is a messenger RNA of Ictidomys tridecemlineatus (thirteen-lined ground squirrel), 5075 nucleotides long. It is a transcript of the gene Fgf6, whose product is annotated as fibroblast growth factor 6. The record is from RefSeq and is a predicted model, not a curated record. Gene Ontology annotation, molecular function: growth factor activity. Lineage: Eukaryota; Metazoa; Chordata; Mammalia; Rodentia; Sciuridae.